UUGGUUCUCCGGAGUCACGUGACCGGGCUCAGCAUCCUCCGCAGACUCCGCCAGGCUCGGAACCGUUUCUCCUCCAGGACUCAGUAUGGAGCACAACCGCUGCUGCUGAGGUCGCAGCUCCCCCCCGUCUCUUCUCAUCAUCUGCUCCCCCGAAUACAGCGCAGGUUAUGCCACCCCAAAGGCUUUCUGGAUUCCCACUCAAAGAGAAGGGCUGAUCCCGGGUCCCCCGAGGUUCCACCAGCUUUUGCGGCCCAUUUCCCUCCCUCCUAGCUUCCCGACUCACCCUGCCCUGACUCCUCCUCGGCCUCAGGAGACCUCUCAGCUCACUGUUUUCUCUCCCUCCACAUCCAUCUGAGUGACUGCGGAAGUCUUCUUCACCUACUGGCUGAAGGCCAGACCUCAUGGCUACAGGAGGUCGUGUCCAUGACAUAGACGUGUCCAUCAACCUGCAACAGGCUAAAGAAGGCGAGGAAGAUGAUGGCAGCUCAGUGGAAGAGCAAGAGGAGGAGGCAGAGGAAGACUGGGAGAAAGCGCUGUCAGUGGAGCGUUUUGGAGACAUCAUCGGCGACUCCACCUCUGCUGCCGGAGACAGGAUGGGCCGACAUUACACGGAGAAGGACUUCGAGUAUCACAGACACACCUUCCACCAUACCCACCACCCACUGUCCACCCACCUACCGCUUCCCACACGCUUGCGCAAGAGAGUCCACAGCACAGACCGGCGGCACAAAAAGAAGAGGAAGAAGAAAAAGACUUCACUGCCACCUUCCGAGGUCACGCCCACCAUCCACGAGGUAGAUGAGGAAGAGGCCGAGUCUGAAAAAGAUGCAGAGGAGAGAGCGGCCACGCCCACAGAGCCACCUGAAGUCCAGGCACAGUUUAGUUCGGGGAGCCAAGAGAACUUGGAAGAACCCCUUCCACUCGCGAACUUCCACACUGAAAAUGAGGAGUCUCAGUCGUCCAGCUCCUCCACACUGACUCUGACACUCGGGGACGUUCACAAUGAAGGAGACGAUACCGAUACCACCAUCGUCCAGAGGGGGACACUGGAUAGUGAAGGAGCAGAGUGUAACAGUUUUCAUCCAGGAUCGGAACUCUUUGGAUCCACCGCAACUCGGGGCUGGUUCUGCAGGAAGCCUAACCAUCAUCGUAUGGCGGGAACCCAACGAAGCAACUACGACCUGCGGGAGCGCAUCUGCAUUGGCAGCAUGACGGGCUUGGAGGCGGCCGUCUACCAGCAGGUGCCGACAGAUGAAGCAGAGGCCCAGAUGCUGGCCAGCGCAGACCUGGAUGACAUGAAAAGUCACAGAUUUGAGGACAAUCCUGGGGUGAGACGCCACCUGGUGAAGAAAUCUUCCCGAUGCCAGCUAAACCGGACCAGCAACAGUUCCACACCUCUGUCCAGCUUAAAGAAGAAGAAAAGGGCUGCGGAUAAGAAGACUCAUGAGUUAUUUGUAGAGCUGAACGAGCUGAUUGUGGAGAAGGAGCAUGAAAUGCGCUGGAAAGAGCGAGCCCGUUGGAUCAAGUUUGAGGAGGACGUGGAGGAGGAGACGGACCGUUGGGGCAAGCCGCAUGUGGCCUCGCUGUCCUUUCGCAGCCUGCUUGAACUGCGACGCACCAUCACGCACGGUGCCAUUCUUCUGGAUCUUGAGCAGAACACUUUGCCGGGUAUUGCCCAUUUGGUGGUGGAGACCAUGAUUAUCUCUGACCAGAUCCGAGCGGAGGACAGAGCGUGUGUUCUUCGGGCUUUGCUUCUCAAACACAGUCAUCCGAGUGACCUAAAACACAAAUUCCAUCGCCAUCACUCGUCCAGCAGUCUUCACGGCAGCUUUAACCACAACCAUGUGCAAGACUCAAAUCUGCCCCUGGUGGUUGAGGAACCAGAGGAACAGCAGGACGGCAAAGGAGUCUACGACCCCAAACAAGAUGUCUUCGUCAGCCUGUUUAAAUCCCUCCACCCUCUGCCCCCCGGGAGCCAUCCAGCUGCAGCCAGAUCCAUGAAACUCCUCGCCAAGAUUCCCAAAGAUGCUGAAGCUGUCAUUGUGUUAGUGGGUUGUGUGGAGUUUCUUGAGCAGCCGGCGAUGGCGUUUGUACGUCUGAAUGAGGCAGUGCUGCUGGAGUCUGUGCUGGAGGUCCCUGUUCCUGUCCGCUUCAUCUUCGUUCUCCUGGGCCCGAGUCAGAGCAACAUGGACUAUCACGAGAUCGGACGCUCCUUCUCCACACUCAUGUCAGACAAGAACUUCCAUGAGGUGGCGUACUUUGCAGACGACAGGCAGGACCUCCUCAACGGGAUCAAUGAGUUCCUGGACUACAGCAUCGUCAUCCCGCCCUCAGACAUCGAGGGUAAAGAUCUGCUGAAGACAGUUGCCGACUUCCAGAAGCAGAUGAUGCGCAAAAGGAAGGAGCGUGAGAUGAAGAAGCACGUGUCAGUCCCUGGAAUGGUGCUGGACAACAAAGAGGUGACUCCAGAAGAAGAGGAAGCCUCGGAUCAGGACGUAGAUCCGUUGAAGCGGUCUGGGAUCCCGUUCGGUGGGCUGAUCCACGAUAUCCGCCGGCGCUACCCGCACUACGUCAGCGACUUAAAGGAUUCGCUGGAUAUGCAGUGCGUGGCCGCCGUCAUCUUCAUCUACUUCGCGGCUCUGUCUCCGACUAUAACCUUUGGAGGCCUGCUGGGGGAGAAAACAGAAGGCAUGAUGGGAGUGACUGAGCUCAUCGUCUCCACCGCAGCACUUGGAGUGAUAUUCUCGCUGCUAGCUGGUCAACCUCUUCUCAUCAUUGGCUUUUCAGGACCUUUGCUGGUGUUUGAAGAAGCCUAUUAUAAGUUCUGCCAAGCUCAGAACUUUGAGUACCUCACUGGACGGGUGUGGAUUGGGUUCUGGCUGAUCGUCAUUGUGCUGGUGAUCGUGGCAGCAGAAGGCAGCUUCCUGGUCCGCUACAUCUCGCCUUUCACUCAGGAGAUUUUCGCUUUCCUCAUCUCGCUCAUCUUUAUCUAUGAGACCUUUUCCAAACUCUUCAAGGUGUUUAAAGAGCACCCACUGCUGUCCUGGUACCCCACUGACCCCACGCCGUCUCCUUCCUUUCAAGAUGUCAUCAACCAACCCAACACGGCGCUUCUGUCUUUGGUCCUGAUGAUCGGAACUUUCUUUCUUGCCUUCUUCCUCAGGAAACUACGGAACAGUCGGUUUUUGGGUGGCAAGGCCAGAAGAAUCAUUGGGGACUUCGGAAUCCCGAUUUCUCUUUUGGUCUCCGUGUUGGUGGAUUACUCAAUUCCUGACACCUAUACGCAGAAACUCAACGUGCCAUCUGGGUUUUCCGUCACGUCCCCUGACAAAAGAGGGUGGUUCAUCAGCCCCUUUGGUGACAAGCAGCCUUUCCCCACCUGGAUGAUGGGCGCCUCGGUGGUUCCCGCUCUGCUGGUCUUCAUCCUCAUCUUCAUGGAGACUCAGAUCACAUCGCUGAUCGUGAGCAAGAAGGAGCGGCGCCUGGUCAAAGGCUCUGGGUUCCACCUGGACCUCCUGCUUAUCGUCAUCUUGGGUGCCAUCUGUCCGCUCUUUGGGCUGCCAUGGCUGACGGCCGCCACCGUGCGCUCGGUCACUCAUGUCAACGCCCUCACGGUCAUGAGCAAAGCUACUGCACCUGGGGAGAAACCCAUGAUCCAGGAGGUGAAGGAGCAGCGGUUGACCGGGCUCUUUGUGGCUGUACUUGUUGGUCUGUCGAUCGUAAUGACGGACGUGCUGCGCCUCAUCCCGCUGGCCGUGCUGUUCGGCAUCUUCCUCUACAUGGGCGUCACCUCACUGACAGGGAUUCAGCUCUACGAACGCAUCACCCUGAUGGUCACUCCUGCCAAGCACCACCCGGACCACAUCUACGUCACCAAGGUGAAAACAUGGCGAAUGAAUAUGUUCACCAUCAUCCAGCUGGCGUGCAUCGUGGCUCUGUGGGUGGUGAAGUCCACGGUGGCCUCACUGGCGUUCCCCUUCGUCCUCAUCAUGACGGUGCCGCUGCGCCGCCUCAUCCUCUCCAGGAUCUUUGAGGAACGUGAGCUCCAGGCGCUGGACUGCGACGAAGACUCUCCCAACUUCGACGAGGACGGCAGAGAUGAGUACAACGAGAUCCACAUGCUGGUCUGAAACCACCCUUCCUCCCGAACCACAGGCUGCAACUGUGGCAGAGACAUUCUGUGAAAGUGUAAAAUACAGAUGGUUCUUUUUCAAAGUUCAGUUUCAAGAGCACAGCUGCCGUCCGUUCGGGCCCGUUUGCUGGUUGUUUAAAAGUGCCGCCUUCCCUUCCUGUCUCUCAGCAGGCCGCUCUCUGAAUGUCCUACUAGAGUAUGUAAAUAUGACUGACCCCGCCCUCCGUCCCUUUAAUUGCUCUGCAGGUUCUGGGCAAAUGUGCAAUGUUGGUAGUGACCUCCUCAGCAGCAGCUUUCAGGCUACAUCCACACCAAAGCUCUGGAAUUUGAAACAAUAUCUCGGACUGUGUUGGGAGUUUAAGUCCAGACAGCUCGGUUGGGUUUGCUGCAUGAAUUGACAAAAAGUGAAUCGCACAAGUUCGAGCAGAAUUUGGAAUUUAAAUUGUUCCUUUUAUUGAACACCUUAUGAGGAAUAAAAAAAAAAAAUCUCGCAACACAGUUUUGACACUGCACUAUUUAUUUCGGGAGCUUGGGCUUUAGACCGAGUUUGUAUUACGACUUGCUUAUUACUGGCGUCCAUGAAUGACUUCCUGUUAUUUUAAAUUAUUUUAAGAUUUUUCUCACAAACUGGUGCAUCGCAGAAGAAACUGCUGUGCUAAACCUGGACAACACUCUGAGUGACUUAAAUUCAGAGUUACAACACCCUGAGUCUGUGAUACUUGCUGAUCACACGAGCCGUGAUGUUUGAGUCGAUGACUCCUGAUCGAUGGUUUAUUUUGAAUGAGGUUUUCUUUUCCAGCCACCACUUGUUCUUUUGCUCCAAACUGGUCACAUCAAAGUGUUUAUUUUUGACCCGUCCCCGAUGUGUUUGGAAGAAAUAUCAAAGGCCAAAUUGCUAAGACAAUCGUUUUUUCCUGUUGAUACUAUUUUAAAACGGUUUUAAAUCCAAACGUGAAUGUGGAUGUAGCUCUGACUGUUUUCUAUAGAGGGGAAGAUGCAGUCAAUUCCAAAACGUCUGCUGAUAUAUUUUAUUUGAAUGAUUUAACCAGGUUGUUUGGAUUGACCUCAACUCACUGCCUGUGUAGUGCAACUACCCUUCGACCUCUUCAGAGAGACCUGAAGUCAAAACAAAAGAACUUUUCUUUGGGUGAAGAAUAUAGUCCGAACUGGGAAUUUGUUGCCGCCAACCGUCCCGACUCCUCGUGUCAUCCCCACCAAGAGAUUACUGUAAAGCGGUGAUGUUGUGUGGUGUAAAUACAUGCCAGUCCACUGUGACCUCAGAUAUAUAAGUUAUUAAAAAGCUACCAACCUUAGUCUUCUACGUUGUGG
This is a messenger RNA of Synchiropus splendidus (mandarinfish), 5461 nucleotides long. RefSeq names its product solute carrier family 4 member 3 (gene slc4a3). Gene Ontology annotation, biological process: regulation of intracellular pH; transmembrane transport; monoatomic anion transport. Gene Ontology annotation, molecular function: monoatomic anion transmembrane transporter activity; solute:inorganic anion antiporter activity. The record is from RefSeq and is a predicted model, not a curated record. The coding region runs from base 402 to 4130 and encodes 1242 amino acids. NCBI's taxonomy places the organism in Eukaryota, Metazoa, Chordata, Actinopteri, Syngnathiformes, Callionymidae. The transcript has 23 exons. Gene Ontology annotation, cellular component: plasma membrane.